GCAACUGCAGAUGGUAAUAAAGAGGAGAAGGGGGAGUAGUACUUUACCCUCAGCCUUAACCUAAAAUCUAAUCCAAAAUCUCCCUCUUUCAUCUUCCUUUAUUUUUUUCAUACCAUCCCACCCAAGGCACAACAUCAAAAUUUUUGAUUUUUCAUCUCUGUCAAAUUCAGAUCUUUUUGUACUCAUAUUCCAAAUUGUUUAGAUACCAAAAAAACAGUAUUUGCCCCUUUUUUUUUUUUUUGUUUUUGUUUUUUUGUUGUAUCUGAAUCUCAUCUACAAGGUCUAAUAACAUUCUCCUCGUUGUUUUACCCUCUUGACUACAAAAACAAUGUCGACUCAUCAUCAUCUGAGUGAGGAGGACCCAACAACUCCCACAGUAUAUUCAGCGCAACAACAGCCUCAGAGUGAGGCCGCCACGCCUACACAUGUCUCCGCCCACAGGCCCUAUCCUGAGGCUGCUGCCCAGUACCAGGAGGUUGUUCAGAGUGCUGAUCUUUUCUGGCAGACCCUCAAGGAUUUUCACAGAUCUUUUGGUACCAAGUUCAUGGUUCCCACUACAGGAGGAAAGGCUCUAGAUCUACACCGCCUUUUUGUGGAGGUUACAUCUCGUGGUGGCCUAGAAAAGGUGCACAACGCAUUUCUACAAGGUAAUCUCUUGAACUGGUGGCAGGUUAUUCGAGAUCGCAAAUGGAAGGAAGUGACUACAGUUUUCAAAUUCCCAACAACAAUCACCAGUGCAUCAUUUGUUUUACGGAAGUACUAUUUGUCAUUACUUCAUCACUAUGAGCAAGUUUAUUACUUCCGCAAGCAAUCCUUUCCAAUCUCAAUGGCUGAUCCUCUAAACAGCAGCCCCAUCAAUGGGUCAGCUACUACACCUGUUUUUCAGGACAGUGCCACUACGAAUGAUUUGCCAGUGAGCCCUAGAUUGCAGCCUGGCUGUUUGGUGACUGGAACUAUAGAUGGAAAAUUUGAUAACGGAUAUCUAGUUUCUGUGAAUUUGGGUUCUGAUGUGCUGAAAGGUGUCCUGUAUCAUAUUCCUAAUAAUGAGUCACACAUGUCUCGGAGUUCUAACGCUUCAGCUGUACCUCCUCCCCGUAACUGGAAGAGAUCCCAGCUGGCACUACGGGAUCCCUCUCGGCCCAAGCGAAGCCAGAGUGGUUACAACUUCUUCUUUGCAGAGAACUAUGCCAGGUUGAAGCCUUUGUACUCUGGUCAAGAGAGGGCCAUCAGUAAGAAGAUUGGUUUCCUAUGGAACAGACUCACAGAUGCUGAAAAACAGGUCUAUCAAGAAAAAGGCAUGAUAGACAAGGAGAGAUACAAGACUGAAAUGUUGGAGUACAGAUCCGCAUAUGAUUCAAAACCUCAAUAGUCCCCAUCUUGUGGGGUUACCCAUUCAGGACCUCAUCUCUCUCCAUUUUGUUGUUGUUGCUGCUACUGUUGUGUUGUCUCCAUUAUGUUCUUUACAAAGAUUACCCGAUAACAUGAUUCCUAUGCCAAAACUAUUGGUCUUGGAAUCUGUAAAUGGUCUAGGGAAUUUUAGAUUCAAUCUGGAUCAGUGGAAAAUUAGCUCAGCUUAUAUACACUGCUAGAAUCAGAGAAGUCAAUGAUCUGGUUCCCUUUGUUGUCGUUUUUUUUUUUCCUAAUUAUCAACCUCUGUUGGCCAAAAAUGCAACUUGUUUUUUGUCGUCCAAUAUUUAGAAACAAAAUGUCUGAA
Messenger RNA from Vitis vinifera (wine grape), 1714 nucleotides. Its product is annotated as high mobility group B protein 10. The record is from RefSeq and is a predicted model, not a curated record. Gene Ontology annotation, molecular function: DNA binding. The transcript has 6 exons. Lineage: Eukaryota; Viridiplantae; Streptophyta; Magnoliopsida; Vitales; Vitaceae. The coding region runs from base 329 to 1369 and encodes 346 amino acids.